CGCUGGUACCUCCAUCCUCUCCCUCCCUCCCUCCCUCUCUCGCCGCGCACCAGGGCGACAAUGUCGGACUGCAGGAGGCAGUGGAACCGCGAGGACGAGCUGCCGGUCUACCUGGCGGGACCCAUCGCGGCCGGGCCCAACCAGCGCAAAAGCUUCGGCAUGUUCAGCUCCGUGGAGGGGGCGUUCGAGAGCAAGACCAUCGACCUCGACGGCUACGCGGUGGGCGCCAGGAAAGGCGGCCGCACCCUGCGGAGCGGCAGCCGGGAGAGAGUGCUGGAUCUGUGCGACGGCACCACCGGCAAGGCCACGGAUGGCGCAUCGGACCCGUCGUCACUGCAGGCCACCUCCCCCGGGGAGGGAGAGCCUCCCCGGGUUGAGACCGGAUGUGCUCCGGGGAGGGAACACACACAUGAAAAGAGUGAGAACCUGCUGAUCAAAGGAGGACGUGUGGUCAACGACGACCAGUCUGUCUACGCAGACGUGUACAUCGAAGAUGGGCUCAUCAAACAGGUAGGACAGAACCUGCUAGUUCCGGGUGCUGUGCGGGUGAUCGAGGCCAACGGGCGCAUGGUGAUACCUGGAGGGAUCGACGUCAACACUUGCCUGAUGAAGCCUUACCUGGGCGUGCGCCCGCUGGACGACUUCCUCCAAGGCACCAAGGCGGCGCUGGCCGGAGGCACGACCAUGAUCAUCGACCACGUGACCCCCCAGCCCGGGGACAGCCUGCUGGACGCCUUCGAGGUCUGGCAGAGAGCGGCGGACACGAAGGCGUGCUGCGACUACUCCCUCCACGUGGACAUCCCUCAGUGGAACCACACAGUCAAGGAGGAGUUGGAGCUGCUGGUGCAAGAGAAAGGUAUCAACUCCUUCCAGGUGUACAUGGCCUACAAGGACGUGUACCAGCUGACCGACUCUCAGUUGUACCAGGCAUUCUCCUUCUUGAAAGACAUUGGCGCCGUGGUGUUGGUUCACGCUGAAAACGGAGAUCUGAUUGCUCAGGAACAGAGCAAAAUCCUUGGGAUGGGCAUCACUGGACCUGAAGGCCAUCCUCUGAGUCGUCCUGAAGAGGUGGAGGCUGAGGCCGCAUUCCGUGCCAUCACCCUCGGCAACCGUGUCAACUGUCCCGUCUACAUCACCAAGGUGAUGAGCAAGAGUGCCGCCGACACCAUCGCCCAGGCCCGCAGGAAAGGCUCUGUCGUUUUUGGGGAGCCGAUCACAGCCAGCCUGGCCACAGAUGGCUCCCAUUACUGGAGCAAGAGCUGGGCCAAAGCUGCUGCUUAUGUCACCUCACCUCCUUUGAGUCCGGACCCCACCACCCCGGACCACCUCCACACUCUUCUGUCCUGUGGGGACCUACAGGUGGUGGGCAGCGCUCACUGCACAUUCAGCACCUCUCAGAAGGCCAUCGGGAAGGAGGACUUCACUUUGAUCCCUGAGGGCACCAAUGGAGUGGAGGAGAGGAUGACUUUUGUUUGGGACAAAUCGGUGGCCAUGGGGAAGAUGGAUGAGAACCAGUUUGUGGCCGUCACCUCCACCAACGCUGCCAAAAUCUUCAACCUGUACCCACGUAAGGGUCGGAUAGCGGUGGGAUCUGACGCGGACCUUGUCAUCUGGGACCCUGACUGCACCAGAACCAUCACCUCCAAACUCCAGCAGUCGGCUGCAGAACACAACAUCUUUGAGGGUCUGGAAUGCCGCGGGGCCCCGACUGUGGUGCUGAGUCAGGGUCGGGUGGUGUUUGAGGACGGGAAGCUGCGAGUCCAACCAGGAACCGGCAGAUUCAUCCCUCGUCAAGCCUUCCCGGACUUUGCCUACCAGCGACUGAAGUUCAGGAAUCAGAUGAAGGUCAAAGGGGUCACACGUGGGCUGUAUGACGGGGCUGUGUGUGAUGUCAUCCUAACCCCCAAAUAUGUCACGCCCUCACCCUCCGCCAAGACAUCCCCCACCUCGCAGCAACCACCGCCCAUUCGCAACCUUCACCAGUCCAACUUCAGCCUAUCAGGGGCUCAGAUCGACGACUACAUCCCCCGCAGGUCAGGCCAUCGUAUUGUAGCGCCCCCCGGUGGCCGCUCCAACAUCACCAGCCUCGGUUGACCGUCUCCCCCCCCCCCGCCAGGACACCAUCACGGAUCUGCACAUAUUCAGUCAGUGUGACUUACAAUCAAAGAAACUCACAUUUCGUAUGAUGACCCCCCCUUUUCAUACGUCACUUAUUUCAAAAUAAAAGCACAAUCAGGCCCCCAAACCUCCAUUGCAUGAUGUGCCUGUUGGAUGUGACACUACUUUAUUGUAACGCGCACAAUGACAUAACCAGCACAAAAAAAGAUCACAAUCAGAAACCUGCUUCACUCGACUGUGACAUGCAAACAUUCGUCGUUGCAAUAAUUGUAAUAAUCUUAUUAUAGCUCUGCACCAAACACUCAUGUUUGUGUUUUUACUCAGAAUCUUCUUUUUUUCCUUCAAAACAAAGUCCUUGUUUUUGUGUCGUCGUUGUUGUUGUGUUUGUGUAUUUUUAGCCCACUUCUGUUGCUAUUGUCUGAGCCAGGAAUGAUCAAUAAAGACUGUUGACAAACAA
Messenger RNA from Nerophis lumbriciformis (worm pipefish), 2575 nucleotides. RefSeq names its product collapsin response mediator protein 1 (gene crmp1). Lineage: Eukaryota; Metazoa; Chordata; Actinopteri; Syngnathiformes; Syngnathidae. The record is from RefSeq and is a predicted model, not a curated record. Gene Ontology annotation, cellular component: cytoplasm; cytosol. Gene Ontology annotation, molecular function: hydrolase activity, acting on carbon-nitrogen (but not peptide) bonds, in cyclic amides.